Molecule: messenger RNA, 1293 nt
Organism: Rhodamnia argentea
Lineage: Eukaryota; Viridiplantae; Streptophyta; Magnoliopsida; Myrtales; Myrtaceae
Product: CBBY-like protein
Exons: 8
Coding region: 108-1067 (319 amino acids)
Molecular function (GO): hydrolase activity
Source: RefSeq, a predicted model, not a curated record
AUGUGUGGCCUCUGCUGGAUUAACUUCCAAGAGGACACCAUGAACGGUUGAACCAAAAGAGCACGCAGCUUCGCGUCACCGAGGAGAAGCUCCGCCAAGGCCUUCAAAUGGCGAUCGCUACGCUCUCUCCAACGUCGUCUCUGCUCCCGCGCGCCAACCCUUCGACCAAUGCUCGUCUCGCGCUUCCCCAACUCCCGUGGCCCUGUUCAAGUUCACAUGCAAGAGGAGGAAGUGCUUACCCGCCAAAACUGCGAUCAGCCGUCAGAGACUCGCGCAGGAGAACGAGCGUCGCCACCUGCUCUGCUGCUGCAUCGCCCUCGCCUUCGGCUCUUCCGUCGGCUCUUCUCUUUGACUGCGAUGGAGUGCUCGUGGAUACCGAGAAGGACGGCCACCGGAUUUCCUUCAACGAUACUUUUCAAGAAAGAGAAUUGGGCGUCACCUGGGAUGUAGAUUUGUAUGGAGAACUUCUGAAAAUUGGUGGGGGAAAAGAAAGGAUGACAGCGUAUUUCAAUAAGACAGGGUGGCCUGAAAAAGCCCCAAAAAGUGAAGAGGAGAGGAAGGAGUUCAUUGCUGCUCUUCACAAGCGAAAGACAGAGUUGUUCAUGGCCCUUAUUGAAAAGAAAUUGCUGCCCCUUCGACCUGGAGUUGCAAAGCUCAUUGAUCAAGCACUAGCAAAAGGAGUACGAGUUGCUGUCUGCAGUACCUCGAAUGAGAAGGCGGUCUCUGCAAUAGUUUCAUGCUUGCUUGGGCCUGAAAGAGCAGAAAAAAUCAAGAUAUUUGCGGGAGAUGUGGUUCCGCGUAAAAAGCCAGAUCCUGCCAUCUAUCUGUUGGCUGCCAGCACCUUGAGUGUUGAUCCUUCAAGUUGUGUUGUGGUUGAAGACAGCGCCAUUGGCCUCGCAGCAGCCAAAGCUGCUGGAAUGAAGUGCAUCGUGACAAAGAGCGGUUACACAGCUGAGGAGGACUUUGUAAAUGCUGAUGCGGUCUUCGAUUGCAUCGGAGAUCCUCCAGAGGAGCGCUUUGAUCUCACAUUCUGUGGAAGCCUUCUUGAGAAGCAGUAUGUUAGCUAGUCAACUUGCUUCUCGGUCCUUUAGUCAAUUCUUUUAAUUUUCUUAUAUAUACUCUUGAAUAUAUUCUCCAUAUCCAUGAUGGUAGCAUAAUAGAUCUUAAACGAAGCACGGAGAGAAGUCCUUGAAAUGUACAGGACUUCAAUUUUUAUCGCCCUAUGGUAGUCUCCUCACAAUAAGUUUGAUUCCAAAAGAUGCGAGAAAUUAAGCCGAACUCCAGCAUUCUGAA